Hemisphaericaspora subhashii is the source of this 288-nucleotide messenger RNA. It is a transcript of the gene QCR8, whose product is annotated as ubiquinol--cytochrome-c reductase subunit 8. Lineage: Eukaryota; Fungi; Ascomycota; Pichiomycetes; Serinales; Debaryomycetaceae. The record is from RefSeq and is a predicted model, not a curated record. Gene Ontology annotation, biological process: mitochondrial electron transport, ubiquinol to cytochrome c. The coding region runs from base 1 to 288 and encodes 95 amino acids. The transcript has a single exon.
AUGGCCGGACCACCACAUCCACACGCCUAUAUGGGCUGGUGGGGUAAAUUAGGAUCUCCAAAGCAAAAGUACAUUACUCAAUAUACCAUUUCUCCAUAUGCUGCUAAACCAUUAAAGGGUGCUGCUUAUAAUGCUGUCUUCAAUGUGUUUAGAAGAACUAAGAACCAAUUCUUGUUUGUUGCCAUUCCAGCUGUCAUUGUAUGGAACAUCUGGGCCAAUGCUAGAGACUACAAUGAAUACUUGUAUACUAAGGAAGGUAGAGAAGAAUUGGAAAGAGUUAAUGUUUAA